AUGGACUCAAAAAUCGACACGGUGAAUAUUUUCAAGAGAUUGUUCUUUUACUGGCAAAUUUUGGGCUUAAAAACAAACUAUAAUAAGUAUUUGAUCGGUCUUUAUGAUAUUUUUGUGAACAUUUUCGCGACGUUUGCCUUUCCGCUUCACCUGCUUUUGGGAGUGAUUUUCGCCAGCGACAAGGAAACCGUUUUCACCAAUCUUGCCAUCUGUAUUUCCACAAUUGCCUGCACAGCCAAGCACUUAACGCUUCGUCCGCAACUCAGCCAAAUAAUCAUUGUGAACAAAAUUCUACAGAAUCUGGAUCAGCGGGUGCAAAAUGAAGAGGAUAGACGUUACUACAUGAAAAAUAUGCGUGGGAGGUGCACUUUCAUGAUUAAUUUCUUCACUGUCUCAUACUUUGCGGUAUCAGGUAUGGCAGUGCUGGCUGCUCUCUCUACUACCAAUAUAUUAUAUCCAGGUUAUGUGAUUGUCGAUUGGCACCAUUCGACUUGGAAGUAUUUGGCUGUAUUUAUCUUUCAAACAUACGGCCUGAAUAUGCAAAUCGUGCAGAACCUCACCAACGAUGUUUAUGGACCUAUGAUCCUUUGCAUGAUUUCGGGCCAUAUUCAUUUGCUCUCCAGACGUAUUUCACGUAUUGGACACGAGCACGAAACCGAAGGGCAUAAAAACUAUGAAGAGCUAGUGCUGUGUAUAGACGAGUACAAAGUCUUGAUGAAACAAGUGGAACGGAUAAUCUCUCCCAGCUACAUGGUACAGUUUACAGCUGUUGGCAUUAACGUCGUGAUCGGUCUCUUAUAUUUGCUUUUCUUCGCCGACAAUCUCUUUGCUUACUGCUAUUAUAUUUUCCAUAUUAUUUCCAUUAUGAUCGAGAUUUUUCCCUGCUGCUACUAUGGCAGCAUGGUUCAGGCGGAAUUCUAUGCGCUGUCUUACGCCAUAUUUCGCAGCAAUUGGACAUCACAGUCUCGCACUUUUCGACGCGCGGCUGUUACGUUUACCGAACUUUCGCUGAGAGAUGUCACGGUAUCGGCGGGUGGAAUGGUAAGAAUUCAUUUGGACUCGUUCUUUAAGACCUGCAAAAUGGGGUACUCAAUAUUCACGGUUCUACAAAGUAUGAGAUAA
Molecule: messenger RNA, 1122 nt
Organism: Bactrocera tryoni
Lineage: Eukaryota; Metazoa; Arthropoda; Insecta; Diptera; Tephritidae
Product: odorant receptor 33b-like
Exons: 2
Coding region: 1-1122 (373 amino acids)
Biological process (GO): sensory perception of smell; detection of chemical stimulus involved in sensory perception of smell
Cellular component (GO): plasma membrane
Molecular function (GO): odorant binding; olfactory receptor activity
Source: RefSeq, a predicted model, not a curated record